Molecule: messenger RNA, 10460 nt
Organism: Strongylocentrotus purpuratus (purple sea urchin)
Lineage: Eukaryota; Metazoa; Echinodermata; Echinoidea; Camarodonta; Strongylocentrotidae
Product: sushi, von Willebrand factor type A, EGF and pentraxin domain-containing protein 1
Exons: 45
Coding region: 736-8739 (2667 amino acids)
Source: RefSeq, a predicted model, not a curated record
UAGUUAAGAAGACACCAUCAUAGGUGAAUGGUAGAUAGUGUAAACGCGUUUUGAUUUAGAUGAACUUGAGCCUUUUUAAUACUUUUACUUUUAAUCAGGAAGUGUGGGCAGGCAAAGAACAAACAGAGGAACUUCCCUCGUUUCCUCCACUCUCAUUGCCUAUAGCCGCUAAACCCAAACCAAAGAAGACCAGCUACAUUCAGGCUUAGGAAUCCACGUCCAUGCUUCGAUCACCAUGCAGCGUCUUUAAAAUAGACCCUCAAACUGACUCUUAAAAUUCGUGAACAACGUUUACUUUAUUGCGCUGUUCGUGACAUAUCUACCAGGCUUUCUAACAUCAUAACGGAAUCGGUGAACACUCAUUGUGAAGGAUAAAAAACUGGGGAAAUUAUCUUCCUCAUAUUUCAGCGAAACGACCGUAUCAGAUAAAUUUUGAGAGCACACAAGAUACGCGCAUGUACACUGGGAUCUUAACCCGGUUAUUGGUGUGUGAGGCAAGGACAUUAGUGGUUUUUAGAGGAUCAGAUUUCGGUGGUACAUUUACAUAGCAGAGUGAAAACAUUAACAAAUUCAAUUGCUUUCUUCGCACUGUGUAACGUGGAUGGAUGCCUCGCUGUAUAAUCUACCGAUGAUUCACACUGAAUUCGGGGACUUUAAUAAUUAUUGCAUGAUAAGAUAGAAAGGAGCAGGUUUAUUUGAUAAGUGUUUCACCAGGGCACGACUGGGUUAUGCAAAAUGGCGUCCCGUGCCAAUUUGAUUGUUGCCUGUGUAUUAUUAGCGGUCACUCUUCCUCUGGUUCUGGGUGAGAGUGAACCCCGGAACAUCAAUGAUUUUGCUAAUUCUGAAGACCGCCUAGUAUGGGCUGAGCUGUUCAGUUCGCCGGGUCGCGAAGCUCGAAUCAACAGUUUACCCGUUAACUUAAUAACCCCUGGCGACGUCACCACGACGUACCACUACCGAGCUAGCAAUGCCCAAUUCGUUGGCAUUGCUGGCGACUAUGCCAAUAGAACUGUCUUCUGGUCCUCAACGCUCAACAGGACUAUCUACAGAGGCGGGCUAGAUGACGGGUCCGAGGCAACCAGUCUGUUUACGGGAACAUCGACAUCUGUCGAAGGACUGGCCGUUGAUUGGAUGGCGAAAAAUGUGUACUGGGCUGACAGUGCUUACGACUGGAUUAUGAUAUCGGAUUACAAUGCUAAUUAUCUUAGGAUCCUAAUCGAUACCGGAUUAGAAAAACCACGCGGAAUCGUGACUUUCCCACAAAAAGGAUAUCUAUUCUGGUCAGAUUGGGGAGAGGAAAGGCGAAUUGAGAGGUCAACGCUUGCAGGAGAAGAUAGAAUGACUCUUGUUAACACCAGCAUACACUUUCCAAAUGGGAUUACCGUGGACAGCCAAUCAGAAAGAGUUUUCUGGGUAGAUGCUCUGCCCGAGGGAAAUCGAAUCGAAUCGUGUAGUCUAGAUGGAUUAAAUCGAACGCUCCUCAUUGAAAUGGCACCAAGAAUCACACAUCUAUUUGAUCUGGUCAUAAACGGGAAUGAUAUCUUUGUGACUUCUCUGACAAGGCAAAUACAAUGUGUGAAAAAGGAUACAGGCACUUUAGCCUAUACCCUUUCACUUGGGGCAAGGCCGUUUGGAAUCAUGCUCUAUGGCCCACAGUAUCAGCCUGUCAUAGAUUCUCCCUGUGCCAGCAAUCCAUGCCAGCAUCUAUGUACAAGCGCCCCAGACUCCUCCUUCAAGUGUGUGUGUAACCAUGGUUAUGAGCUGACGAUGAAUGGAACGUCUUGUGUUAGAGAUGAAGAGAAGAUUAAUAAACCCCAGCUCCUGUUUGUCACCCGCCAUGAAAUCAUCCGCUUCCCAGCAAAUUUUGCAGACAUCCCUGACGCUCAGAUAGUGAAGAACAAAUAUCUUGUCUCCAAUCGCACCCUUCUGGUUGCCGUUGAGAUGGAUGCCAAAGCAGAAAUGAUGUUCUAUUCUGAUUAUGGAAAGCGGGAGAUCUAUCGGGUCCGCCUAUUUAGCGGUCGCUCCAUCAAGACUGUUGUGGGUGGAGUGGGAAGUGCAGAAGGUUUAGCUGUUGAUUGGUUGAACCAAAACCUUUACUGGACAGACGCUGUCCGGCGUCACAUAGCAGUGUCAAGGUAUGACGGCAGCAGAAGGAAAUUCCUCUUGGAAGACGAUAUUGUACGCCCCAGAAGUUUAGUGAUCCAUGCCAUUCGCAAGUUUAUGUUUUGGACCGAGUUUGGACCUCCAUCUCAGAUUGAGAGGGCUAAUUUGGAUGGAACAGGACAUAUGGUGAUCAAAACUGGACUGAACUCACCCAAUGGACUGGCUUUAGACUUCAACAAUGAUAGAUUAUUCUAUGCCACGCGUGGCGAUGGUAUCAUCAACUCUGUGAAUUUGGAUGGGUCUGAACCUACAAGAAUCUAUCAGAAGUCAGGGGCAAAAUACUUUGACAUUGAAUUGUUUCGUGACUAUCUCUAUUUCACUGAAUGGGGCACAGACAGUGGAUUACAUGCAGUCAGUAUCAGCAAACAAGAAUUAGUGAAGAGCAUGGUUGUGUCUAACGUAGCGUAUGGAGUCCGCAUGUAUGAUGAUACCAGGCAACCAGAUGGAAUAAGUGUCUGUGAUGAGGAGUCAUGUGACCACCUGUGCUUACCGAGGUCAACAGAAGGCUUUGUCUGUCACUGCAGCAUCGGUUUUACCUUAGCAGAUGACAAUUUCACAUGCAAUGUUGAUAUCAUGGAAGACAACUUUGUGUUGGUGGCUGACACCCACAUUCCAGGUAUCUUUCAGAUCAGUAUGGAUGGCCCCAUGACCCGAUUCACUGCACUGCCACUUGAAGACAUUGUGCGAACCAUCGCCUUGGCCUAUGACCCCGUUGAGACCAGGGUGUACUGGACGGAUGUGAGACUGGGUUCAUUUAGUAGAGCUCAUAUUAAUGGGAGUGGUCAGGAGACGCUAGGCAGGUCAGGUGUUGAUGGUCCUGAUGGACUGACCAUCGAUCCAAUAUCUCGUCUGUUGUAUUGGACUGACGUUGCCCGCAAUACUAUUACAGUCUCAAGUCUAGAUGGGACUACAAUCAAGACCUUGGUAGACUCAGACCUGGACCAACCUAGGGCCAUAGCGCUAGACCCAGUAGGAGGUUACAUGUAUUACAGUGACUGGGGAACAGCUCCAAAGAUAGAGAAAGCUCACAUGGAUGGUCUAAAUAGACAGAUCCUAGUCGACUCAGAUAUUGGCUGGCCUAAUGGAAUUGCCUUGGACUUAGAUGCCGGAAAGCUCUACUGGGGUGACGCGAAGAUAGACCGCAUUGAACGCAUUAACCUAGAUGGAACUGGCCGUGAAAUGAUCAUCAAUUUAGGAGCCAGGGGUCAUCCGUAUGGGGUCGCACUUUAUGGAUCCCAUGUUUAUUGGAGCGACUGGAAGAAGUACGGACUGAUGAGGGCUAACAAGGAUGACGGAUCAGGCAUGGAAGAAGCAGGGCCUCAGACGUUUACAAGGAUCAGUGAGAUACACAUCUAUAACUCUACCAGGGAGUUAUCAGGAAGUAAUGCCUGUUCUAAAGACAAUGGACGCUGCAGUCAUCUAUGUAUUCCUACCCCUACUGGUAGAGUAUGCAAGUGUGCUGAUGGUAUUGAACUGGACUCUGAAACAAAUACUACAUGUCUUACUUCAAAUCUGACGUGUAAUGCGAGUGUAUCAUUUGGUCGUUUCCUGAUGGAUGAUUGCACAAGGGAGCCUGGAAGACGAUGUACUGUAGAGUGUAUUCCAGGCUAUUGGUCUGUUACAGAGGAAUACGAUGUCCUCUGUAUGCCAGACGGCGAGUGGGAGAUGGAUAUGGACACAUUCUGUACAGUGGUGGAAUGCCCAGUGGUCAAUGUUACAGCCAAUGCAUCAGUGGUAUCAUGUGCUGAUCCUCCUAUCCAAAACUCAACAUGUGUCCAUGAGUGUCAGUUUGGCUACAAGUGGAGCAGCGGAAAUGAUCACCUGACUUGUGAAAAAGAUGGCACAUGGUCUGGUUCAACACUUUACUGCACUGUGGUGACUUGCCCUCCGCUAGAGAAUUCAGACAAUGGAAUGUACCAUCCGCUUAACUGUACCACAAGUGGGGGACAAUAUGACGAUCAGUGUGUAUUAUUUUGCCAAGAUGGCUAUCGCCAUGUGGGCACAUUUAUACGAACAUGCGGGCUGGAUGGGCAUUGGUCGGAUGAGGAAAUCAGUUCAUCAUGCAUUGACACGGAUCCCCCAAGUUUUGGCAACACUUGCCCUGAGAACCAGAAUGUAACAGCAGACCAUGGCAUGGCCUAUGUGGUGCUGAAUGUACCAGACCCCAUAGCAGAAGACAACUCAGGGGAGCCAGUGACGUAUCUCAGAUCAGCUGCGUCUCCCUACCAACUUGAGGAUGGCGAGAAUGUCAUCACCGUGGUUGCUCUGGAUGAGGCUAAUAAUACAGCCACCUGCAACUUCACAGUCAAUGUGACAGUGAAAUAUUGUUCUUACCUGAGUGUGCCUUUGAAUGGAGAUAUUGCUGGUAACUGCAGCUAUCACUAUGGUUCAGUCUGUCAUUUUACCUGUAACUAUGGUUACCGUCUCAUUGGAUCAAACACAAGGACUUGUGACAUGGGAGGGUCAGAUGGCAGCCAGCCAACAUGGGUCGGCCAGAAAGCCGUCUGCGAACGUAUCGAGUGUCCGCAUCCCGUAGUUCCAUCCAAGGUGGUAAAGUCUGGUUGUGAAGCCCCCUAUACACCAGAUGAACAGUGCACCUACAUGUGUGACCCUGGUUACUUCAGAGUCAAUGGGUCAGACUUGCGGACUUGCCAGGUGAAUGGGUCCUGGUCUGGAGAGAACUUUUACUGUGAAAGCAGGAAGUGUGAUCCCAUCCCACCAUUUGAGCAUGGGUUGAUAGAGCCAUCAUCUUGUAAGACCAUAGGAGGAACAGUUCAUAACAUCUGUACACUGUCUUGUACAGAGGGGUAUAGAUAUCAAGGACAGAGAGAACAUACAUGCCAGGAGAUUGGAGGAUGGAGUAACUAUGAUGACUCACACAUCUGUGAAGAUGUCACACCCCCACAUUUCAAUGGUACUUGUCCACAAGAUCAAACAAUUACUGCUCCAGCCGGCAUGACAGAAGUGGUCGUAACAUGGGAUAUGCCUCAACCAGUAGACACCCAUAGCCAGAUUUAUAACUUCACUUCAUCACGGCAGCCAGGUGUUACCUUACCCGAAGGCACUCAUGCUAUCAUUAUAACUGCUACAGAUUUAAAUGGCAACAACGCAACUUGUCGCUUUUAUAUCACUGUCCAACUCAUCAGAUGCGCACAAGAACUUCUACCUAGUAAUUCCCGCUGGGUUGAAAGCUGUUCCCAACUUGUUGGCACAAACUGUACAUUGGCAUGUCGCCUUGGUUACACUCUGUCUGGGGCAGCGACUAAAAAGUGUCUUUGGGAUGAACGGAGCUUGGCUGGAAACUGGCAGUGGAUGGGUAACCAACCAGUUUGUCAAGCUGUGACAUGCACUGCAUUCCCAGUUGAUCGACGUUCAAUGAUAGUGUUUGGCUGUAACGUCAGUCCGAGUAACCAAGCACCUCAACCCUAUGGGACUCGAUGCAAGAUCUUAUGUAUCAAAAGUACUACUCGUCCUUUUAUGGGAUUCUUUCCUGGAGCCCCAGCCUUCCGUACAGCAACAUGCCAGGAAGAUGGCAACUGGUCUGCAGAUACCCAGUGCACAAUUAAGACCUGUCCAUCUGUCCCACUUCCUGUUAAUGGUGUUGUUGUACGGAGUGCAUCCUCCUGCACUGCCAGUACUGUUGAUAUUGGUACUACAUGUGUGCUGGGAUGCGAGGAGGGUUUCCAACUGAGCACCGUCGUGGCUGUGACUAGGUGCAUGCCAGAUGGAACAUGGUUGCAAAGGAAUGGUGGGGAGUUGCAGUGUCUUGAUGUUGCUCCACCUACGUUUGCUGCUCGUUGUCCUCGGAAUGUGUCUGUGACAACCCAGCCAUGUACCAUCAAAGCAAAUGUGACCUACGAUGUCCCAGAAGUUACGGAUAAUGCAAGUGCAGUUACGAUGGUAGAUCCCAAUGUCAAUGAAACCUUGCCUAUUCUGCUCUCAAGAGGGCGUCAUCAGAGAAUGCACACUGCACGGGACAGAGCUGGAAAUGUGGCAGCAUGCCUCAUCAACAUCAACGUUGUAGCACCCAUGUGCCGGGAUGAGCCGGAAUGGCGGACUGGAUCUUUGAGAGUGGAGUCUAUGUCCUGCCGUAACUUGCACGGGUCUACGGUACGCUUUACCUGCGCUGAUCCGGGAAUGCAUCUUGUUGGAGAACGAGAGCGCACAUGUCAGGAAGACGGGCAGUGGAGUGGUUCAUCACCAACAUGUGAAUUGGCAACUUGCUCUGCACUGUCUCUCCCAGCCAACACAGUGGCUAGCCCGAGCUUGUGCUCCACUAGCCCUUUAGUCAGUGGGGGAACCCAGUGUAAGGUCACAUGUGGGCGAGGGUUCUCAGGGACACCAGUCAACUUUAUGCGCACUCAAUGCUCUGUCAAUGGAAACUGGACUGCAGAUAUCACUAGCAUACAGUGUAGAGAUAUAGCCCCACCUGUAUACACCUAUUGUCCUGCAGGCAUGAGCGUUACACUAGGACCCAACAUGAACAUGGCAGAGGUUCGCUGGAGACUCCCUGUCCCAAAUGAUAAUGUUGGUGUUGUAGAUACCACCACGCCUGAAGUGACCCUGCCCGUUCAGUUGGCUCCAGGCACUGAGCUCUUCACCUACACUGCUACCGAUGCCCAAGGACUCACAGGAACUUGCACCUUUGAUGUGACUGUAGUUGAUGCUGAGCCUCCCAGAGCCCUGAAUUGUCCCGGUGAGAAUGAAGUGACCAACCUCCAGGCUGAUGUCCUGCCUGUAAGGGUGCAAUAUACAGAGCCCAUGUUUACAGACAAUGUCGGCAUUGCAAAUAAACAAAGUGUGCAGUGGUACACACGUUACCGAUGGCAAAACAAUCUUGCUUUUGAAUAUGGCUAUACAGAGCUGCACUUCCAAGCUACCGACAGUGCAUCCAACACAGCUGAGUGCAACCUCAAAUUUGAAAUUGUACAGACUACGGAGUGUCCUGAGCUGACAGCCCCGCCCAACUCACAGGUGACUUGUGACCCAUCGGGGUUGGUGUGUCGCCUGGCGUGUAACUCGGGCUUCAUUCUAACCAGUGACAGUAUACAGACAGUGUUCAGUUGCCAGGGUAGUGGGUUAUGGAACCACAGUACUGAAUGGGAUAAGAACCCUUAUGUAUCUGUCUGCACACGCAGACAAGUUGUGGCAACCAUGACAUGGGAUAUGACUGGUGAUGUGGUAUUCAACCUUGAUGGAGACUGUUUCAUGGCCAGAAAUCAUCUACAGACCAGUUUUGUAAAACUCUUCAAAACAAGCAGCAUGUUUAAAGAAUGUAGUCUGGAUAGCUCAGUGGACUGUGCACUCCCUGAUGUAUCGGUGACCUGUAGCUCUGCUCCUACCACAGCAACCCAAGGACCUAGGAGAAGGAAGAAGAGAGAGAGUGAACCCAGAUCAAGAGAUACAUCCUCGUCGUCUGCUACAGUCUCUCUAAGGAUGACAACCACUAGUGGUGUAUCCUCGGUUCCAAGUUUCUUCAACAAUUACAACCAAAGUAUAAACAACAUGUGGAGCGAGACCAAUGUUUCACUCUCCCUUCCCAACAUGACGGCGACCCUUAACCCUAACCAAUCUGAGCUUGGUGGCUUCAUGCCCAUCUGUGGCAAUGGUCAAAUCAUAAUCAACAUGCUUUGUGAAUAUUGUCCUCCUGGCACCUUCAAGAACCUGCGGGCCCCUGUGUGUGAGCGAUGUCGUAAGGGGUCAUAUCAGGACCUCAUGGGCCAAAGUACUUGUAUACGAUGUUCUGAUGGGAAAAGCACUGGAAGUACUGGUGCAUACAAAGCAGAUCAUUGCAAAGAAAUGUGCUUAUCUGGAACAUAUUCCUACCUGGGUCUAGGACCAGACUGCUUGGAAUGCCCACAAGGCUCAUUCCAAGAGAACCGCGGCCAGAGGGGUUGUGAGCCUUGCUUUGGUAACAAUACAACAUCUGGUCCAGGAGCCUCAUCUGUCACAUCAUGUAUAGAUCCUUCUGAUGUGACAUCCCCACGCCCUACGUCAGACAAUAACAUUGAUGGAGGAGGUUUAUCCACACCAGAUUCUAACAGACACUCAGAGACUACACAACCAGCGAUCUUGAGCGAACAGCCAUCUCCCUCUAUCAUGGUGACAGGUGGGAAAGGUUCCAUUACCAUGACAACAGACUCUGGAGGGCGCCCUCAGACACCAGGAAGAAAGACAGGAAGAAAGGCCGGGGGAGGUCAUGGUGUGGUCAUCGGUGUGUGUGUCGCCCUCGUGCUUUUGGUGGUCAUCAUUGUUGUGAUCGUGGUGGUGGUAUGGAAGCGACACUCUGACAACAUCCCGAUGAUAAAGCUUACUAACAUUGCCUCGGCCCCUGGAGAUGACUCAGAAGACGAUGAUGAUGACAAUGUCACCGGGGAUGGAAAGUAUCAUCAGAUGCAGGAGAUGGAUAACUUUGACUUGGAGCAUCUAGCAACAUAUGGCGAUGAGGAUGCAUUGCAAGCCAAGCGUAACAGUUUCAGCAAUGCCCUCUAUAAGUCGGAAGAUGAUAAUCCAGGGGGAGAUGCUUCAAAGGGCAAUUGUCAAGUUUGGACGACAUUUGAUGAAUCCCAGACCUAAUCCUGCCUAGCGUAUCAGCAACACAUAAGCUUUGUUCAGAUAUGAAACUGGAAAAUUGCAGCGUUUUUUGUGUGAAGACGUCGAGUGUAAUACAAGUCACAUUUCCUAAUCUUUUAACACAGAGCUCAGUGAAUUUUUAUGUAUUUUGUACGACAGUCAUUUUAGUGACAAGAAAGUUCUGUGAAUAUUAAGCAUGAAAAUCCACUAAGUUGCAUGCAUGAUAGUUUGGGGUUUUACAGUAACUCUACCCACUUUAUAGAAGGGGUUUUUUAAACCGUAAUUAAAAUGACCAUGAUUUUAUGACUGCAUAUACAUGUCCUGUACACUGUACAUAUUGUAUCUUGUGCAAAAUGCUAUUAAAGAAAUGUCUAUGGAAUUGUGAAGUACUCUGUUCAAUGGAUUCACAUGCACACAGCAGUGCAAUCCACAAAGUUUGGGAAAUUCUGGUGCUGUAAUAUGAGAAUUUGAUAUGAAAGCUGUAGAAUAUGAUACAGGUAUGUGUGUUAAUGUUAAUGUUCAUAAAUAUCAGAAAGCCUGUGAAAAACAGUCAUUCAUUCUAGACACCUGCAAGCACAGAAAGUUAGGUUGUACAUUCAUUUUUAUCUCAUUUUUAUUAAGUGUUCACAGAUUUUUUUAAAACAAUUUUUAUGAAGCCUUCAUGAAACAAAUGAAUAUCAGGUUGGAAUCAGGUUGGACAUUCCAUUAAGCAUUUGGUGAAUUAUUUGAAGAGAAAAAUAGAGAUCACUCUGACAGUAAUAAAAGGAAAAGAACUCUGUUAAAUAAAUUUGUACUUUGUACAUAAAUGUACUAUAUUUUAUUAUACUUGCAACUGAAACACUGUAACAUGUUAAGAUGACAUUCCAUUUAAAUUGCAAUAAGAAAAUGAAGUGCACUUUGUAAAAUGUAAAUACACAGAGUAAUACAAAUUCUGUCUAUUUUUCUUGUGUGUACAUGUACAUUAAAUUUAUAUAAUAACAUAAAAAUUGAGCUUUCAUUUAUUACAAUAUGUACUAGUUUCCUCAAUUUAGAGUUCAGUGAUGUUUUAGAACUUCUGAAUACGUAGUACUUGUGAAACAAAUUAUAAUAAAUGUGUUUCACGCUCUUAUACAUGUAUGUCCAUCAGUCCAUUAUGUAUAUCAGUUAAAGCUAGUUAUUAGAACAAUGGACCUGUACCGCCAUAUGGAUUGUUAAUUGAAACAUGUGCCAGAAUAAUAACAAUUUCAGCUUUUCCUUUAAUGUGGCUUCAUGUGAAAUUUAAAGUAUUGUUUUGCCACAUUAUUUGAGUUAAUAAAUAGAAUAUUGUAUUAUAAGUAGACAUUGCUUUCAGUAAAAUUUCAAAAUGUAUUACAAAGAAGUUUAGUUAGAUAGAAAUUCUGUAAGAAGCUUUACUCCUGUUUGGACAGUUGACAGCAUCGCAUACUAAAUCAUAAAAUUAUUCAGUUUCAAUAGAUGCUCCUCCAAAAUGUUUAUUUAAGUUUGACAUACACUCUCUACUCUAUACACUUGUUUACAUUCUUAUUUACUUACGAGUAGUUUGCAUGAAUUUAAGGAGCACAUAUUUGCUACAUGAUCAUCACACAAUCUUGAUUUCGUACACAUGUAUAUUUAUGAGUUGUACUGCCUAGAACAUAAUACUUUUAACUUUCAAAUAAUGAUGUAAAUGAAUACAGACUUGACUAUUGACAAUAAAUGAAUUAUCCAGGAGAUAAGUUUAAAGACAA